Messenger RNA from Danaus chrysippus (African queen), 657 nucleotides. The record is from the annotation of a GenBank genome assembly. NCBI's taxonomy places the organism in Eukaryota, Metazoa, Arthropoda, Insecta, Lepidoptera, Nymphalidae.
AUGGAGGAGGAUCGUCUUUUUGAUGAGCGUGUUUCUAUUAGAGAAUCUGCCCGACCAUUAAAAAAAUAUGGGAGUACUUGCAACCACAUAAAAAGGAACGAAGAGUACAUCAAACACGUAAUGUCCAAGGGAGAUACUUUGCAAGGAAUAGCUCUAAAAUAUGGUGUUACAAUGGAGAAGAUUAGACGGGCGAACCGCCUGUUUGCUACGGACAGUUUAUUCUUGAGAGAAUAUUUGUUAAUUCCUGUAACCAAGGAGUCUCCUUAUUACGAGAACGGAGAACGAGUGACCGAGCUAGCGCUGCCGAGCCAUCGCGCGUCGAUAGCUGGUAUGCCGACCAGGGACUUCUCACCUGGAAGUCCUGACGAGAAAGAGUCCUUUGAUAACUUCCUCAAUAGGCUCGACUCAUCAAUUGCGAAUAUCAAAAAGCAUGUAGAGAAAAGCAAGGAGACCAGCGAAUUCGUAAAGGACCUAGAUGAUGGCUACGUUCGUCACAGGCCGACCGCUAGGUUACGUCAGUCAGCGUCUAUGGGGGCUUCGACGUCAUAUAACGAGGUGAUCCCGCCGCCCCUGCCGCCACCCUUAACACAGGGUAGGCGUGUGGACAACUCGCUGAGGAGGCUAGAACGAGCCCACGACGACCUGUUCCAAUUGUAG